This is a messenger RNA of Saccostrea echinata, 1350 nucleotides long. RefSeq lists its product as uncharacterized. Bases 1 to 1350 code for a protein of 449 amino acids. Lineage: Eukaryota; Metazoa; Mollusca; Bivalvia; Ostreida; Ostreidae. The transcript has 3 exons. The record is from RefSeq and is a predicted model, not a curated record.
AUGACACCUUUAUCUAUUCUGUCUGAGUCCAUGUUUAAGGGCCUGUGUAAUAUUAUUGGCAGUGAUACGGAGGUACGAACAAGGCGAAUUGCUAUGGAUAUAGAAGAAAUAACAAUUCCUGGGUGCAUAAGAAACCCUUCCUUUGGCGAAGAGUCUUUCUACUGGUCUUUAAAUGGAAGCAGGAGAGAUGGUUUUCGUCUGCCAGGAUCUGACAUUGAUAUCAUGUUUUGGCAUGAAUUUGUAGUAGUGCUUCCAGAAAACGGAUCGAUAGAGCACUAUCUUCCUGCUCAAAAUUUGCCAGAAAAACUCUUCUUGAAAUGUGUACCAAGUCAGCCAGGAUUUGUUUAUUUGAAAACAGCAUAUAGUUCUUUUUAUAAAGACUUUAUAAUAGACUGUGACAUGCUAUCUCUAUUUGUGAAUAUGAUAAAUAAACUUGGCAUCUUACCCCAAGGCACGUCUUCUGACGGAAAUAAUAUCUAUGUCCACCAUUCAGCACUUUUCCAAGGGAUAAAUGAGCAUGUAGCAAGAAUAUUCAUGCGUUAUCAUGGACCAUGCAUGACGUUUUCUCACGUUGGAACAGAAAUAUAUUUCGCAUCCUCUUUGAGGGGCAAUUUUUGGCCUCCAACAGCCACAGAAUGGAUCACUAGAUCUACUAUUUGGCCUCAGGAGGACACCAUUCAAAUAAUUGUCAAUGAAGGUUGCCAUUUUGUAGCAAUAGGAAGCAAACAAUCCGCAAAUGCCAGUCGCGAGUGGAGAAUAUCAUUUUCAAAGGCAGAAAAUAUCUUGGUAAAAUCUUUCAACCAUUGUCAAUUUCUGACAUACGGCUUAUUAAAGAUGUUUUUCAAGGAGGUUGUAACUGAAGAUGGUGAACCCUCUAUCUGCUCGUAUUUUGUCAAAACUGUGGUUUUAUGGCAAAUACAAGAAAACCCUAUAGACAAGACAAAUCGACCAAAGGCGCUUCGUGGAAAUGUCAACAGCAAGAAUAGUUGCUACUGGCUUAAAGAAUAUCUUUCAGCAAAUGGAACUUUCGUGCAGUUGAGGAAAAUGGCAUCAUUAUCCAUUCUUUCUGGAUCCGUGUUAAAGGGCCUGUGUAAUAUUAUUGGCAAUGACAGGGAGGUACGAACAAGACGAAUUGCCAUGGAUAUUGAAGAAAUAACAACAGUUCCUGGGUGUGUAAGAGACCCUUUCUUUGGCGAAACGUCUUUUCACUGGUCUUUAAAUGGGAGCAGGAAAGAUGGUUUUCGUUUGCCAGGAUCUGAAAUUGAUGUUAUGUUUCGGAAUGAUAAUAUGGUAGUGCUUCCAGAAAAUGGGCCAAGGGAGCAUUAUCUUCCUGCUCAAACAAUUGCUUGA